AUGGAUUCCGAAAAUCAUGGCUGGGACGAGGACGGCGGCAGCUAUUCAGACAGCAGUGAGCCCGAUCUCGACGGCCUGAACCUCACGGAGACAGACGAUGUUCUUGUUAUCGGCAUCGACUUCGGAACUACGUUUUCCGGAGUCGCAUACGCAACGGAGAGUGAGUUCCUCGCAAAGAACAUUAGUGUGAUCAGCGAAUGGCCAGGCUGCGGCCGUGAUGAGGGCAAAGCCCCGACUGAGCUCUUGUAUGAACAUGAAAAAAGCUGGUGGGGUUAUGAUCUCCCCGACGUGGGCGAUCCUAUCCGCUGGUUUAAGCUUCUCCUCUUAAACAAUGAGGAUCUCCAAGAAGGUGUCAAGUCGUCUGCGUUCUACCUUACGGCAAAAGAAAAGGUCCGGAGGGAGAACCGGAAGCCGGUCGAUCUGGUUGCUGACUACCUACGGUUCCAAUGGAAGCAUGCAUUGGAAGUGAUUGAAAAAUCCCGGGGAGACCAGUUUCUACCUUCCUUAAGGUUUCACGUUGUGAUCACGGUACCCGCAAUCUGGAAGGGAUACGCUAGACAAAGCAUGCAGGAAGCAGCGGAAAAGGCAGGGAUAUUGGCACCUCGAGAUAUCGGCAAGACUAGGCUUAGCUUUGUCCUUGAACCGGAGGCGGCUGCGAUGGCGACUCUUACUGAUCCGGAACACCAGAAUUUGGUUAAACCCGGCAAGACGUGGCUUAUCUUGGAUGCAGGGGGUGGAACAGUUGAUCUCAUCAGCUACAAAAUUACAUCGACGAACCCAAUUACAAUGGAUGAGGCCGUUGAGGGAACAGGGGCCCUAUGUGGCGGUGUAUUGAUUGACGAAUGCUUCCAGCAAUUGUGCAAGAAUCGACUCGGUCGACGCUGGACGCAUCUCAGCCCUAAUGGCAUCAAAGAGAUCAUGGGCGAUAAGUGGGAAAAGAACUACAAGCGCGAGUUUUUCCCAAAGCAAAGCAAAGAAGAAUACCCCGUUCCCAUCCCUGCCGAGGCUUACAAGGGCGGUGACAAAGUGUCGGACGAUUUAUCACGACUCCCCUAUAUUAAGAACGGGAGGAUCCAGUUCCGAGAACAGGACCUUAUAGAAGCCUUUGCAGAGUCAUUCGCCCGCAUUGAUGAAUUGGUUGAUGAGCAAAUCAGUAAGGCCAAACAGAGAGGUCUCACUCUCCAGGGGAUUAUCCUCGUCGGUGGGCUAGGUUCAAGCCCAUAUCUUCAUCGGCAUCUAAAAGAGAGGUACUCGAAGGCCCGACUGACCGUCAUAAAAUCAACGGGAAUGAAGCCACGAACAGCAAUUUGCCGUGGAGCAGUCUACAAAGGUUUUGCUCAAGACCAAAUCAUGGGUGCAGAGGAUGGUGACGACGAUGACUUUAAACCUCAACGUGUCGCUCCUAUUAGCGUGACCUCAACCAUCUCUCGCUACAGCCUCGGGAUGCCGCACUAUACAAAAUUCGAUCCCUCGAUACAUAGCAAGUCCGACCCGGAUUACAAGUGGCAUGCCGAAGAAGGCGCUUUUAUAAUCGAUAACCGAGUCACAUGGUAUAUUCGCAAGGGAGAGAAUGUAUCCAAGAUCGACCCGGUGCGACACUCCUGGUCACGCCUCUUGAAAAAGAGUUUCCAAGGAAGCUUCACCGAGAGACUGGUUCAAUGCGACAGCAGUAAUCCCCCUCACCGUAAGGAUGACACUGUGAAUCCCUUGUGCGAACUAAAGGUUGCCAUCGAUGUGAAUAUGUCUAAACUCGAAGACUUUACCGGCGCCGAUGGGAAAAAGCAGAACAAAGUACUAAACUAUGAUUUGGAGAUGGUCCCUACUGGGGCUUCGAUGGAGUUCAAUUUUUACAUCGGCGGAAUCAAGCAGGCUUCUCACAACAUCAAAGCCGAAUAUCAAUAG
Molecule: messenger RNA, 1902 nt
Organism: Penicillium verrucosum
Lineage: Eukaryota; Fungi; Ascomycota; Eurotiomycetes; Eurotiales; Aspergillaceae
Product: Hsp70 family protein
Exons: 7
Coding region: 1-1902 (633 amino acids)
Source: RefSeq, a predicted model, not a curated record